This is a messenger RNA of Lates calcarifer (barramundi perch), 5379 nucleotides long. Its product is annotated as gliomedin. The coding region runs from base 217 to 3489 and encodes 1090 amino acids. The transcript has 30 exons. NCBI's taxonomy places the organism in Eukaryota, Metazoa, Chordata, Actinopteri, Centropomidae. Gene Ontology annotation, biological process: signal transduction. The record is from RefSeq and is a predicted model, not a curated record. Gene Ontology annotation, cellular component: cell surface.
CAUUCUGGAAAUAUGUCCAUUAGCUGACUUCUAAAUCAAGCAAGCCUACAGAUUUUACUGUAACUGUUUCCCAGAUGCUUGUUGUUGCGCAACGCAUGGUGUGGCUAGCCCAGUAGUUACAGACAGAUUUUGACAUGUUUAUUCCUCUCCAACAGACUGAGCGUGGUUUCCCCCUGAUGUGUCAUCUGUUGGCAGGUGUUCAGAUAUGUGGUGUAUAUGCUUGUGAAUUUCAGAGCCACGAUCACUCUGCAGCGGAGUGCCAGAGACCAGGGCACAAACAUGAAGGAGAGUGGUGGAGGCUUUCACGCAUGGAAGGGGCUGCUGGCGGGGAUGUGCGUGCUGCUGCUGCUCCUGUGCUCUGCGGGUUUAAUGUUUCUGCUGGUUCGGCAGAGGGAGCUGGCGGAGGAGCUGGUCAGGUUGGACGCCCAGAUGCGGGAGCUGACGCAGAUCUGUAAGCUGCAGGCGGGAUUCCUGUCCACGGACCCCGGAGAGGCUGGAGAGCUGCAGACACUCCGCCGCAGCAGAAGGAACCAGGGAGGAGGACCAACACAAAGUCAAGACGAGAAGGAUACGCUGAUGCUGAUGACAUACUCCAUGGUUCCUGUCAAAGCCUUCAUUGACCUGUGUAGCAAGUCCGAAGGAGUUUGUUUAACAGGUCCACCUGGACCUCCAGGUUUGCCUGGUAGAGCUGGUUCACCAGGGCCACAGGGUGUGCCGGGGCCCGAGGGGAGACGAGGAAAAAGGGGACCCCCUGGUGAAAAAGGAGAACCUGGACCUAAAGGAGACCCUGGGCCUCCCCGACUGAAAGGUGAAACCUGCAACGACAUUCUCGUUGAGGGUCCUCCUGGUCCGAGGGGUCCACCAGGUCCACCAGGCCCACCUGGUCCAGCAUGUCAUGCCUGUCUUUCUAAUAAAAUGAGAAACAAGACCAGAGGACAUGUUCAUCAAACCAACAGGGUGAUGGAUUCAUCUCCUCCUCUCCUGACCAGAGAGGCCUUCAAUGAGACCGACACAGAAAACAUCAGCAGUUCAACAAUGAACAUGGCUGAAUCACCAACACCACCUCCAGCUGAUGACUCCAGAGAUGUCUUUCAUGUUACUGACUCUGAGAAACUUCUAGACACAAAAAUUGACCCAGAAUCACAGACACUGCGUCCAGCUAAUGACACCAGAGAUGUCUUUAAUGUUACUGACUCUGAGAAACUAACGGACACAACAAUGGAAGCUGAGUCAGAAUCAUUUCAUCCAGACGACAGGGACAACACCUUGAAUGAUACCAACACAGGAAAUGUCACAGAAGCAUCAGUAAAAUUAUUGACAGCCCUGCUUUCUUUAGACUCAGCUCGCAACAGUGAUGCCUUCAAAGACAGAGGAAAUAUCACUGAUUCUACAAUGACAAGUGAGUCAGUAUCACCUCGUCCAGACUAUGGACAUGACCCCUGGAUUGAAACCAACACAGGGAAUGUUACAGAGGCUCCUGUUCAAUUAUUACCAGUGUUACCAACACCACAUUCAGCUGAUGAAGCCAGAGAUGUUUCUAAAUUUACAAACUCAGAGGAGCUCACAAACACAGAUAAAGAAACUGUUUCAUCUCCUCCUCUCCUGACCAGAGAGGCCUUCAAUGAAACCGACACAGAAAACAUCAGUUGGUCAACAAUGAACAUGACUGAUUCACUGAUACCACCUCCAACUGAUGACUCCAGAGAUGUCUUGAAUGUUACUGAUUCUAAGAAACUUCUAGACACAAAAAUGGACCCAGAAUCACAGACACCACGUCCAGCUGAUGACUCCAGAGAUGUCUUUAAUAUUACUGACUCUGAGAAACUUACAAACACAACAAUAGACACUGAGUCAGAAUCAUUUCAUCCAGACGACAGGGACAACACCUUGAAUGAUACCAACACAGGAAAUGUCACAGAAGCACCAGUAAAAUUAUUGACAGCCCUGCUUUCUUUAGACUCAGCUCGCAACAGUGAUGCCUUCAAAGACAGAGGAAAUAUCACUGAUUCUACAAUGACAAGUGAGUCAGUAUCACCUCGUCCAGACUAUGGACAUGACCCCUGGAUUGAAACCAACACAGGGAAUUUUACAGAGGCUCCUGUUCAAUUAUUACCAGUGUUACCAACACCACAUUCAGCUGAUGAAGCCAGAGAUGUUUUUAAAUUUACAAACUCAGAGGAGCUCACAAACACAGAUAAAGAAACUGAGUCAGUAUCAUUUCAUAAAGACCACAGCCAUGACACCUUGAAUGACUCCAACACAGAGAAUAUUACAAGGACACCAACAAAAGUAUUAACAGUCCCACUUUCUGAAGACGAAAACAGUGAUGCUUUCAAUGGCAGCGGAAUUGUGAUUAAAACACCCAUGUCAAGUGACUCCCAGGAUAACGAGCCAAAUUUAACUGGCAACAAGAGACAGACAGAAACUGAAUCACCAACACCACAUCCACCUGACAAUACCAGAGAUGUCUUGGAUGUUUCUGACUCUGAGAAACUUCUAAACAUGAAAAAGGAACCUGAUUCAGUAUCAUAUCAUCGGGAUGGCAGCCACAGCAUCUUGAAUAAUACCAACACAGGACAUGUCACAGAGGCACCAGUAAGAUCAUCAACAGUGGAACUGGCUCAAACGAGGGAAACUUUAAAUAUCAGUGGAAACAUUAUAGAUACAGCCAUGAAAAGCGACUCUUCCUAUCCGCACCAGACUGCGAACAAGAUCAAUGUGACAGCCAGUGAGGAAUGGACAAAAACUGAGUGCAAAAUUAAAAAUAUAAAAUGUUCGGAGAGAGAGAACAAAAUGAAAAGCACCUUUGGAGCCUGGAUGUCGGAUGUAUCACGGCUGGAUGACGGUCGAUACUGGUUGGCUGAUCAUUUUUCAGGUCGAGUUUUGGUGGAGUACGAGAACAUUGCAGCAUUUCAGAGCACAAGCAACAAAACUAUAGACAUCGGGAGGUACUACCAGGGGUGCGGCCAUGUUGUUUACAAGGGGUCAUUUUACUUCCACAAUGCAGGAACAAACAAGCUUAUAAAAUUCAGCCUGAACUCCAGGAGAACACACACACUGACUGUGCCGAACAGCAGACAUAAAAACCUGACAUAUCUCUUCACCCACUCUAAGACAUACUUCAAGUUUGCUGUGGAUGAAAAUGGACUGUGGGUCAUUUUUGCAUCAGAUACAGAUGAUAAUACGAUGGUUGCAAAGCUCAACCCUGACACAUUGUCCAUAGAGUCUGUCAUUAACACUGCCUACCCUACAACCAAAGCAGGAAAUGCUUUCAUUGUAUGUGGGGUGCUUUAUUUUACAGAUGACAGUGACAGAAGAGUGACAUAUGCCUUUGAUCUAAAGAGAGAAAGUCCUUUAGAUGCAAAUAUUGAUUUAAGGCCAGGUAAUGGUAUCUUGGCCAUGCUGUCAUACUAUCCCAACAGAAAGCUUUUGUAUAUGUGGGACAACAGCAGUGUGAGAACCUGCAGAGUUAAACUCAGAGUGACCUAAAAAUAACCAAAAACCUUGUGAAAUGAGCAAUAAAAGAAUUUUGUAAAAUAUCAAUUUGUUUAUAUGAAUUUCAAAAGACAAUGAUCUGAUUUUGACACAGGAUGAAGUUGUUGGUAGAGGUUUACUAAGUUGCACUGGAUAUUGUUUACCAAGAAUGUGUGACACAUUAUUUAAAAAAAGAUUAUUGAGUACUGACUACAAGUGUUCACACCACAAUGCUGGAUUUAUGCAGCAUGAUAUGAAGAAUAUAAGAAGAAAGAAAAUAAUUUUGUUGAGAUUCUCAGAGCUGCAACAAUCUGCUUUUUGGUUUUUCUCAAAAAAUUCACUGUUUAAAUUCAUUUUUCAUGUUGAUGGUCAAAGUAAGAGCAGUAAGGUGGUGCAGUGGUUAGCACUGUCGCCUCACAGCAAGGAGGUUCCCUGGUUCGCCCGGGGCUUUUCAGUGUGGGAUCUGAAUGGUUGUAUGUCUCUAUACGUUGGCCUUGCGAUGGACUGGCGACCUGUCUAGGGUGUACCCCGCCUCUGGCACAGAAUGGUCAAAGUAAUAUAUGUGUAUGGUGUGAUAUUGCAUAUACACAGUUGAUACAUGACAAAAGGAAACACAAAGAUGAAGGAUUAAGAGCCUCAGAUGAGUGCAACUGCACUGGGACCCCAGACUCCCAGUGGCCCCAAAAACCCAAAUUUCUCUGUCUGUCAAUAGGUUUUUUUUGGUAAUUUGUCAGAGAGUUUAAAGUACAACAUCAAUUAAGAAGGUUCUGCAUUUUUAGGUUAUCUUGUUAGUCUGUCUGAUGGAAACUUGCAGGUGACACAAUAUAUAAAUGCUCAGAUGACAGGAGGUGGUGGUGGUCAGUAGGCAACCAACAGCCAACUUCUGCCACGAGACGCUCUGACAACUAAUCCAGCCAUGACAAAAGCACUGGAAUUUACCUCUUAUGAAAGCUGUAUUCUCAUCAAGUUAGCGCCUGUGCAGCAGGGCUGAGACCUUGUCUUUGGAGAGAAAAAAAUUCCCUAAAUUAGUUUGAGACCAGACUGAAAUUUGGGUUUGGAGCAUACAGAGAGAACAGAGAAUAUACAUGGGGAAAGAACAUUAUGUUACAUGUUACUGUUAAUUUCAACAUCAUGCACAUUUGUGACAGGAAAAAGCCAUUUUAAUUGCCACUAUACUUGUGGGCCAUGUUAACUUUCUCAAUAACAUUGAUUUACACAAAGAGGGAAUUAUUCCCAAAGAUCAAGUGGCAGUGUGUGCUUGAAAUGAUACAGGAUCUUACAUAAUCUUGCCAGAACUGGCUUUUCUCUGAUUUGCAAUUAUCUGAGAAAAAACUGGUUGCACAGCUCAGGCUGCACUGCUUUUUUCCCUUUGUUGCUGAAUUAAGUACAAUGGACUUCUGAAACUUCUCAGUAAUUCAGUUACAUCUCAGUGAAAGGUCUGUGUGAUGUAACCUAAUAUGCUUGACUGCUGUUGUGUCAUGCAUUUUGUACAAUAUAGUUGGUUGGGUAACUAGAUCAGCUUACUCAUGUCUACUGGGACUCUAUUUUAAGUUAAUUACAUACCACCAUGUGAUUUCAGACAAUAAAUAUGCCUAAUAAGUCAUGAGAUAGUGUUCAUUUUUAGAAUUCAGUGUUUGUGAAUUUUCAGUUUGAGACGGUGUUCAUUUCUGUAAUUGGUAACAAACAUUUUGUUUGUUUGUUUGUUUUUUUUAGCUAUUGCUGUUUUUAUUGUUUGUUUAUCUCAGUUUCAUUUGAUUUUAUUCCUCUUUAAAUGUUACAUUUUACCACCAAAGUUCGAGCUCUUAAUGUUGCAAUUCUGUUGAAAAUCAUGUAACGCACUUUGUAGCUUUAUUUUAAAAAGUCCUAUAUAAAUAAAGCUUACUAUUACAAUUACUGUUACUUUUA